Molecule: messenger RNA, 811 nt
Organism: Castor canadensis (American beaver)
Lineage: Eukaryota; Metazoa; Chordata; Mammalia; Rodentia; Castoridae
Gene: Fgf20
Product: fibroblast growth factor 20
Molecular function (GO): growth factor activity
Source: RefSeq, a predicted model, not a curated record
CUCGCCAACCCUGCUAAUACUUUUUUAUUAGGAGGUCUUUUAUUUUUUGGUCUUUUCACCGUUCCCUCUGGUCCCUCCAUGGCUCCCUUAGCCGAAGUGGGGGGCUUCCUGGGCGGCCUGGAGGGCUUGGGCCAGCAGGUGGGCUCGCAUUUCCUGCUGCCUCCUGCCGGGGAGCGGCCGCCUCUGCUGGGCGAGCGCCGGGGCGCGGCGGAGCGGGGCGCCCGCGGCGGGCCGGGGUCUGCGGAGCUGGCGCACCUGCACGGCAUCCUGCGUCGCCGGCAGCUCUACUGCCGCACCGGUUUCCACCUGCAGAUCUUGCCCGAUGGCAGCGUGCAGGGCACACGGCAGGACCACAGCCUCUUCGGUAUCCUGGAAUUCAUCAGUGUGGCUGUGGGUCUGGUCAGUAUUAGAGGUGUGGACAGUGGUCUUUACCUUGGAAUGAAUGACAAAGGAGAACUCUAUGGAUCAGAGAAACUAACUUCUGAAUGCAUCUUCAGGGAGCAAUUUGAAGAGAACUGGUACAACACCUAUUCAUCAAACGUAUAUAAACAUGGAGACACUGGUCGCAGGUAUUUUGUGGCACUUAACAAAGAUGGAACUCCAAGGGAUGGUGCCCGGUCCAAAAGACAUCAAAAAUUUACGCAUUUCUUGCCUAGACCAGUGGAUCCAGAAAGAGUUCCAGAAUUGUAUAAGGACCUACUGAUGUACACUUGAAGUGUAAUAAUGUCUUUAUUGAAGAAUGAAACCAACCAUACUUUUUUGUUUUAAAUCACAAUUCCCAUUGUUAAUUAACAACUGAAGAAGACAGUCA